AGCCUCCUCUUGCUCUCUUCAGUCAACCGAGGUCCAAAAGGCUUUCUUACGAUUCCGAUCUCUUUGCCCGUUGUAACGCCAUGUCUGCCCCUGCAAACCAACCGCAAACCAUCAGCCUAUCGGAUCUCGAAAUUCCUCAGUUGGCAGAAAUCCGGAAGCAACUCGAAGAGGAACUGAGCCUUCUUUCCAACUCCUUUGCUCAGCUGAAAAGCGCACAAGCAAAGUUCAGAUCUUGCGUGGAGAACGUUGCCGAAGUGAAACCACAAAAUAAAGGCAAGACCAUCCUUGUUCCUUUGACGAAUUCGCUCUAUGUUCCCGGAAAACUAUCGGACCUUGAAAAUGUCAUCGUCGAUGUUGGGACAGGCUACUAUGUAAAGAAGCCCCGAGCUCAAGCUGUGAAACAUUACGAGUCAAAAGUGGAGUACAUUGGAACGAACAUCGUUGCGUUGCAGCAAACGAUCCAGCAGAAGCAGGAUAAUUUGAAUGCGAUACUCUCUGUACUACAAAACAAGCUGCAAGCCCAAACGGCUCCAAAAGAUACCAAAUAAUGAAUGCGCUUUGUUUGAUGGUAAACUAAAUGCCGCGUUUGCACUCACCAAAUGGUAUGCGAUGUUGAGUACCUCUAUUUGAAUGCCUUGCAAGACAAGGAUCCUCCACAUUUCCCACUUUUGCUCACUCGAAUUGAUUAUGGUGGAAGGAGAAGAGAAGUAUUGGAGACAUGUAUAGGCAUAGGUACAAGGCGAGAGAAUCAUAAGCGAUUCGGCGA
This is a messenger RNA of Somion occarium, 766 nucleotides long. NCBI's taxonomy places the organism in Eukaryota, Fungi, Basidiomycota, Agaricomycetes, Polyporales, Cerrenaceae. The record is from the annotation of a GenBank genome assembly.